Messenger RNA from Cyphellophora europaea CBS 101466, 552 nucleotides. Its product is annotated as ADP-ribosylation factor. Gene Ontology annotation, molecular function: GTP binding; GTPase activity. The transcript is spliced from 5 exons. Gene Ontology annotation, cellular component: cytoplasm; plasma membrane. Lineage: Eukaryota; Fungi; Ascomycota; Eurotiomycetes; Chaetothyriales; Cyphellophoraceae. The coding region runs from base 1 to 552 and encodes 183 amino acids. The record is from RefSeq and is a predicted model, not a curated record. Gene Ontology annotation, biological process: intracellular protein transport; vesicle-mediated transport.
AUGGGUCUCACAUUCUCGAAACUUUUCGAUAGACUAUGGGGAAAGAAGGAGAUGAGAAUCUUGAUGGUCGGUCUUGAUGCUGCCGGAAAGACCACCAUUCUCUACAAGCUCAAGCUGGGUGAAAUUGUCACUACUAUUCCUACUAUCGGUUUCAACGUCGAGACUGUCGAGUACAAGAACAUUCAGUUCACCGUGUGGGAUGUUGGUGGACAGGACAAGAUUCGUCCCUUGUGGCGACACUACUUCCAGAACACCCAGGGUAUCAUCUUCGUGGUCGACUCCAACGACAGAGAUCGUAUUGUCGAGGCUCGUGAGGAACUGCAGCGCAUGCUGAACGAGGAUGAGCUCCGUGACGCCCUCCUCCUGGUCUUUGCCAACAAACAGGAUCUACCCAACGCCAUGAAUGCCGCCGAAAUUACUGACAAGCUUGGUCUUCACAGCCUCCGCCAGCGUGCUUGGUACAUUCAAUCUACCUGCGCUACCUCUGGUGAUGGUCUCUAUGAAGGUCUCGAGUGGCUCAGCAACUCGCUGCGCAAGGCUGGUCACAACUGA